CUCAGUCUUGAGAACAUUAAGGAAAGGGCUUGGCGCAUGGAGGAGAGAAGAGCAUGCACAGAAAAGCCUGAGAUUUGCACAGUAUCAUGAAAAGGAGGGAACUAAUGUGGAUGUCUUCUUCGUUUAAUGGCUGCUUCUCUAGGAUCCACUUCUUUCUCCUGCUUCAUCUCGUCGUCGUUAAUGAUGUGAGAGCAUCUGUAAAGGAUGAAGUGGAGACAGUAGAAGUUACAGAGGGAACAACUGUAACUCUGAGGACUCAUCUGACUGGAAUAAAGAGUGAUGAUAUGAUACGGUGGACAUUUGGAACUACAGACACUCGUAUAGCACAGCUAGUUAACAGUGGCACUUUGACUGAUUAUGAGGAGAGAUUCGGAGACCGACUGCAGCUGGACACACAGACUGGAUCUCUGACCAUCAGCAACAUUAGAAGCACUGAUUCUGGAGUUUAUAAAGUACAGAUUAUCAGUAAAGAGAUCUCAAGCAAACAUUUCAGUGUCACUGUUUAUGCUACAGUGCCUGUGCCUUCGAUUACACCGAGAUCUUCAGAAAGCCGAACAGACUUGAAGUCAUCAAGUCGAAGAUGUUCUGUGGUGUGUUCUGUGAGGAAUGCAUAUAAGGUGACUCUCUCCUGGCACAACGGGAGUGAUUUACACUCUAUCAGUGAUUCUGGUAACAGCACCCUCUCUCUACCUCUGGAUUUUGAACAUGGUGAUAAUAACACCUACAGCUGUGUGGCAGCCAAUCCUGUCAGCAACCAGACGGUAUACCUCAAUACAACCUGUACACAGUUCUAUUCUUCCAAAGGAGGUUAUCGAUUUGUUUUGUGGCUGAUACCUGUGCUGAUAUUACUGCUGCUGGUAUUAGUUGCUACGUACCUGCUAUGCAGAAAGAAAAAAGUCCCUAAAAACAGACAAGAAGCUGUUAUUCACUGUCAAACAGUUCAGAGUCCCGAAGAAGAAGUAUAUUAUGCUGAAACAAUGUUUAAUGCAAAAACAGUGCAAAAUAUGGUAAGAUACUGUAUGUUGCAAUGUGCACUGCAUCUGUGUGUCUGCCUCACUGCAAUAAUGUUUCCGUUUCAGGAACAUUAUUACUAUCAGCAGUCCUCGCACCACUACAGGAAAAUGAAACACAUGCAAACAAAGGCCUCAACUUCCCAGAGCAUCAUGAGCAGAAGGGAGCGAUUUUGGAUUUAUUCUUCGUUAAGUAACUGCUUCUUCAUGAUUCUCUUCGUUCUUUUGAUCCAUCUCAUCAUCGUUAAUGAUGUGAGAGCGGCUGGACAGGAUAAAGUGGAGACCAUAGAAGUGAAAGAGGGAGUGAACGUAACUCUGAGGACUAAUCUGACUGGAAUAAAGGGUGAUGAUAUUGUACUGUGGUCAUUUGAAGGCACUCGUAUAGCACAACAAAUUAACAAAGACAUUGUCAGGUAUUUUAAAGAGACAUUCAAGACCGGACUGAAGUUGGACAAUCAGACUGGCUCUCUCACCAUCAGCAACAUCAGAACCACUGACUCUGGAGCUUAUGUACAACAGCUCAUCAGUGAAAAGCCGUCAAUCAAGAAAUUCAGUGUCACUGUGUACGCUCCAGUGCCUGUACCCGCCAUUGAAUAUGGGUUUCGACAAAACCAGUCAGGAACCAAAAUACAAUCAAAUCCAAAUUGUUCUAUGGUGUGUUCAGUGAGGAAUGCGCUUAAGGUGACUCUCUCCUGGUUCAGAGGCAGCCAACUACUGUCCAACAUCACCAAUUCCUCUAACAGCUCCCUCUCUCUAACUCUGGAAAUUAAACAUGGUGAUAAUGACACUUACAUCUGUGUGGCAGCCAAUCCCAUCAGCAACCAGACAGCACUAGUCAAGAGAACCUGUACACAGAACUCUUCUACCAUAGGCAAAGCAACACCAUCCCCCCAUGCAGAGAAACGCCCCCAGCACCUGUGGCUGAUACCUGUGCUGCUAGUAUUGUUCAUAGUAUCUGUUGUUAUGUACGUGGUACACGAAAAAUUCUAUAAAGGCAAACAAAAAGGCAUGGCCAAGCAAUGCAGAAAGCUGAAGAAGAAGUACAUUAUGUUGAUAAAAUAUUUUGUGCAAAAGGAGUACAAAAUAUGCGAAAAGAUCAUCAUAACAGUUUCAUAUCCCUCAAUUCCUCAACCUGUAGAUGGAAAUGAAGAGGCUGCAGCUCCUUCAAAGGCCAGUGAGAUGAGAUUUUUACCAGUUAAAAAGAGAAAAAGAAGGAGCAGAUCUGAUGGAGGUCUGCUGUGCUCAGCUGGAGAAGAGGUUGUCAGACUGCAGGAGCUGGAGGGAAACACUGUAACCAUCCAUACUGGAUUAACUGGAGUUCAGAGUGAUGCUCACAUACUGUGGUACUAUAGACCUGAGAGUGUAGAUAUAAAGAUAGUGAACAGUCAGAUCAUUAGAGGAGAGAUUAUCACAGACUAUUACAGUGAGAGAUUCAGAGACAGACUGCAGCUGAACAGAACCAGUGGAUCUUUAACCAUCAGGAACAUCAGCAGAGAAGAUUCUGGAGUUUAUAAAUUAAAUAUCAUUACUGGAGUAUCCUCAGUCUGGAGUUUCAGUGUUGAUGUUUAUACUUCAGUAUUAAAGCCAGUCAUAAGAAAUCAAGCUGAAAAGCGCUCAGUGAGUCUCAGAGAGUCGUGCUCUCCUCUGUGCUCUGUGGAGAACGGGAAGGAUGUGAGUUUGUCCUGGUAUGAAGAGAAAGAGAGAAUCUCCAGCAUCAGCAGCUCAGAUUCCAGUGAACGUCUUUAUCUUCCUCUGAAUAAGACCAACCCAAACAACUCUACUUACACCUGUGUAGCUGCUAAUCCAGUCAGCGCUCAGACAGCCCAGCUCAACAUUACAAACAUCUGCAUUAAGUCAGUCUCAGGUCAGAAGGUUAAGAGAGAUCUCUCCAAAUCACUGGCUGCUGUUCUGACACCUGCUGGACUGAUUGCUGCUCUAUCAAUAUUAAGUGUGUGGUUCUGGAAAAAGAAGUCAAAUCAACAAGUUUAUCAGUAUGUUAAGCUGAGUUAUGCUGAAGUGAAAGGCACGUCUCAGUAUUCAGAUGAGGAUCAUAAGAAAGUUGGUGUUGGAGUGGCAGAAGACCAGCGCACAUUGGUGGUGUAUUCAACUAAAAGGAUGUAACUCUGUAUUUUACCAUUAGUUUAUCUAAUGACUCGUUUCUUUAGAUGCUUUGUGUUGAUUCCUUUGUUCAGUAACUUUUAACAGUGAACUGUUGCUUAGAACAUUUACUCCAUUUCUGUACUGCUGUAUCCAUUUUGUGUUUCUGAAUGUAGUGAAGACUUUGUGAUGCUGUAAAUGAAAGUAAAUGUAAGACCUCUGUCCAACAUGUGUUUGUGUAAAGAUGUGUUCAUUCUGCUUUUACUGAUGUAGGUACUGUAAGAGGUGAAACUGUAGAAGAACCUGCAAAAAGUCGUGAUUGGAGAUUUAUCUACUUAGACUUAUUGGGAACUCUCUUAACUCAAGCACUGACGUCUGCACAUCUUUAUUAUUUCCUUACACCAGCGACGUUAAAGUCAGUUACGACAGACAAAAUCAUGAAAAUAAACAGUGACAUUGAGAACCA
Molecule: messenger RNA, 3573 nt
Organism: Pygocentrus nattereri (red-bellied piranha)
Lineage: Eukaryota; Metazoa; Chordata; Actinopteri; Characiformes; Serrasalmidae
Exons: 19
Coding region: 87-3131 (1014 amino acids)
Source: RefSeq, a predicted model, not a curated record